AUGCCGCCCAAGCGUGCAGGUACCCGGCGCGCCGGGGCAACUGCUCGCUCUGACGUUUCCAUCAUUCUCGGUCACUCGAGUCCGGCCGUCACCAAUACGCCGCUGCCAGAUGUGCCUACCCAGCCAAGCUGGGCUUAUGGCUCUCCCGCACCGGCAGUACUUCCUCGCCGACUGACGGCGAAGCAAAUGGGUCUGGCCGAAGUGGCUGAAUCAAUCGAUCAAACGAUACGAGAGGCUCAAAAACGAGAUCAACACAACAAUCCAGAUGAGUCAAAUGAGGGUAGUGACCGACCCCAUAUGAAAACUCGUCUGCGCGGGCGAUCGAUGGCUGCUAAUCAGUCUCCUGUUCGCCGACGCGCCAAGCGAGAGCCGACACCAGAUCAAGUGCAGUUGCUUGAAGGACUGCGCGAAGCGACUCUCUCUCCGAAUCGAGGGUACCGAGAACCCCAGGAUCAAUUUGAACGAUCGACUGCCACGCCAACACCCCCAAUUCCACAUACUCUUUCUACAGCCUCAAGUCCGACCUCGCAACUCCUCGCCGAUCCCAAGUACCCGUCUCUGCCAGCUGGCCAACUCUACCCUUCUCCACUACAGCGCGUCGGCUCACCAGCUCGCAAUGACAUGCCAUUGGAAAAUUCAACUCAGAGUGCAGGCUUUGAUGACAAUGAAUCCGUCAUCUCGUGGAUGGUCGAACGUGAUGUCCAUGAUGAUGACCUACAACGGACCAGUUCGAAUCGAUACCGCAAUGAGCCACAGGGGAGGAACAUCACCGCGCCACCCCGACGUUUUUCGGGGCUUGCUUUCGCCAAUGAGACCAUCCAUGAAGAGGACGAGCCCGAUUCUCGUCUUUCGUUGUCUAAAGCACGGUCCAGAGAGCCUACAGUCGAGUCUCAAGCUCGAUCUGAACCUCGUCCCGAUCUUAAUCCGUCUCUCGAGCCUCAACAGCCCGAACCUGAAGUGUCAACAGCCCCAGCCCGAACCAUCAUUCCUCACUCAUUCACAAAAGAAACUUCAUUCCAAGAUUCUACCGUGCCCCUCUCGGAACAGUCAUUCACUAACGAGGCUCGUUCAAUACCGACUGCUCGUUUCAUUCCGAACUUCUCGUUUGGACACCCAGGAAAACAGGCGCUCAGAAUAGUUGGGCUUAUGAUAUUGACCACUCUAUCCCUCUUCACUCUUUACUCCUUCAGCGACAGAAUUGUCGAACUGUCCCGUGACAUUAUCUCAUGGUCUCCUUUUCACAGUCAAACACCCUUUAUUCCCUUGAACACUUCCGACUACGAGGUAGUGAAUCAUCUCAAUAGCCAGAUGGUUAAGCUUGGAGCACAGGUCUCGUCAAUGUCCAAAGAACUGAAAACCAUCAAAUCCGAGGUGCACGAUGUCGCAGCUCCAACAACUGUUUUGGAGCCUGUUCGCACCCUCCCUAAGAAGCCCAACUUCCUCAACAUCAAUAUGGGCAUCAUAGUGGAUCAGCACAUGACCAGCCCAACAAUAGAAGACAGGCGGGAUCACUCUGAUGAUCCGCGUCCCGAAGAAAACGGACCUCUUGCGGCGCUGUUGCCCUGGGAUGACCAUGGGGAUUGCUGGUGCAGCGCGCCACGGAACGGCAUUUCUCAGCUGGCUCUCCACCUAGCACGUGGGAUCGUGCCGGAGGAUGUCGUCGUUGAACACAUACCGAAACACGCCGCCAUCACGCCGGAAACCGCGCCCAAAGACAUGGAGCUCUGGGUCCGAUAUACUGUCGAUAUCAACACAGAUUCUGAUCUGCCGUCGGAGGCAGGAUCAGCCAGCUGGUAUUCUCGACACCUCGAUAAACUUUUAAGCAGCUUCUCGUCCAAAUCCGAAGCGUUCGAAAAGGAAUACCAGUCGCCGAUGCUCGCGGGGCGCUUCUCGCUGCACGACUACAUAAUAGGCAUCCUUCGUCCAGCAUACUCCAAAGAGCCCGAAACUGCCUACUGGAAUGAUACGCUACUGGGUCCAAGUUUCUAUCGUGUUUCAAAGUGGAGAUACAAUAUCCACGGCGCUCAUCAUAUCCAAGAGAAUAGUCUCGACGUGAUCAUCGACCAACCUGACAUCCGCGUGGAUCAGGUCGUUUUUCGCGUCAAGUCAAACUGGGGGGCAAACUACACAUGCCUCUAUCGUUUGAAGUUGCACGGACAUCUCUGA
This is a messenger RNA of Aspergillus clavatus NRRL 1, 2166 nucleotides long. RefSeq lists its product as uncharacterized. The transcript has a single exon. Bases 1 to 2166 code for a protein of 721 amino acids. NCBI's taxonomy places the organism in Eukaryota, Fungi, Ascomycota, Eurotiomycetes, Eurotiales, Aspergillaceae. Gene Ontology annotation, molecular function: protein-membrane adaptor activity. The record is from RefSeq and is a predicted model, not a curated record. Gene Ontology annotation, cellular component: meiotic nuclear membrane microtubule tethering complex; nuclear envelope. Gene Ontology annotation, biological process: nuclear envelope organization.